CUCCCACAACACUUGAAGAGAAGGGGGAUUUGUAUAAAAAGCGGCCAAGCAAGCCCAGAUUACCUUUUUUUUUUUAUCCACUCAUCGGAGCAUAUAUACUUGAUAACUGCCAAAAGUGGCAAAGGGGGAAGAAAAGAAAAGAAGAAAAAAAAAUCAGCAAAAGAACCAGUCUUCAUUGUCCUCAAUUUUGAAACACUGUUCAACGGUUCAGUGCCCCCUUUACGAGCAGCACAAUGGCCAUCCCAUCUACCAAAGCCUUGCUCUUCCUCGCCCUUGUCGGCGCAAGAUUCGCCACGGCAGAAGAAAACCAGGCUGCUUCCCAGGCGGCCAACUGCACAACUACCCUGACCCUGACGCAGUCUCGACUCCCUACUCCGCCAUUCUGGCCGCAGUGCUCAUGGGACGGCACGAUGAGCAUCUACUCGUCUACGGUUACGGUUGAGCGCUCGAUAGACUGCCAUGGCUGCUCGGAUGUUCGCGUCACUGAGGUGCCGGUGGUCCAUUGCCCGGCCAUGAUUAUCACGGCGAGUGAACAUGUGGCGACGCCGAGCACGUCGUAUCGAACGGUUUGUUCGGCAACUCCUACUCUUCGCAGUUGAAUAGAUAUAGGAGGUGAAUUAUAGCAUUUUGCUGGGGCUCGGGAUAUGAAAGAGGGAUAAAGGGUUGGUGGGUGCGUGGCGUUUUUCAUGAAUGGAAUGCGAACUUUUUAUGUGAUUCAAGCUUGUGAGUACUGAAAACUAUCAAGGCCUGUAAUUAAAACGCAUAUAUGUAUUGUAAAAAGAUUUCUUGGACGAGCAUUUAAAGUGGUGUAGUGGGUUCCAGUGCACUUAACUGAUACCGUCAGAGUUUAUAGCA
Molecule: messenger RNA, 855 nt
Organism: Trichoderma asperellum CBS 433.97
Lineage: Eukaryota; Fungi; Ascomycota; Sordariomycetes; Hypocreales; Hypocreaceae
Source: RefSeq, a predicted model, not a curated record